UACACCGGGUGAUUGACGCCGAGGCCCAACCAGGGAGAGGCGGGGCCAAGGCCAGGGCCUGACUAAACCUGAAGACUCUGGUGGCUAAGGGGCUUCAUCCCAGCUGAGAAGCGAAAAGCCGCAGGCGGCCGCCUACUUCACAGCCGCUCGGGGUUUUUAGAGCUUCAGCUUUAAAAAUGGGCAGGAUUUUCCUUGAUCAUAUCGGUGGUACCCGUCUGUUUUCCUGUGCAAACUGUGAUACGAUCCUGACCAACCGUUCGGAACUCAUCUCCACUCGAUUCACAGGCGCCACUGGCAGAGCAUUUCUUUUUAACAAGGUAGUUAACCUACAGUAUAGUGAAGUUCAAGAUCGAGUCAUGCUCACUGGCCGCCACAUGGUUCGAGACGUGAGCUGCAAAAACUGCAAUAGCAAACUGGGAUGGAUCUAUGAGUUUGCCACUGAAGACAGCCAGCGUUAUAAGGAAGGUCGUGUGAUCCUGGAACGCGCUCUAGUUCGAGAAAGUGAGGGCUUUGAGGAGCAUGUACCAUCUGAUAACUCUUGAAGAAAAAGAGAGAAAUCCAUCUUUUCCCAGGUCUCCUUCACUGAAAACAAAAAUCUACUUACAUACACUGUCACCUUAGCAUCAGAGUCGGAUUCAUGAACUGCGGAACAAGAGGUUGUGAGAAUCUAUGAUGGAACCUUCCUUUCUUUCCUUUUUUUUUUUAAAUUUUCUAUUUUCCAUCCAACAGCAGUGUGUAGAGAGAAUAUUAUGCAGAUGCCUUUUUUUUCCCCCCUGUGUUUACAUCUUGAGGCAGAAUAGUCUAUCUGCAGCUACAUGGUGGGCUAUGUGAGGAAAAAAAUCUGGGCUAUUAAGAGUGAAAAAGUAUUUUAUGUAAAUUUUGAAAGGAAAAUGUGUCAAGAGCAUGGUUUUUAAAUUUAUUUGGGCUUCAUUUUAAGACUUUUUUUAAAAACCCAGUUAUUUCACUUGAUUUGCUAGCUUCAGAGAAGAGAUCCGAAUUUGUGACCAGCGCUAAAGGUUCAGUGUUAGUAUUGCUUGUGCUGGCCAUUGUGCCAUAUUCUUGUUGGAGAUGAACCGUAGCAUCAGAGCCCAUUCUUCCUUGUCAGUCUUGACCCAAAGAUGUCACCAUUCCUAGUUGUUUGUCACCACAUAAUUGGUGUUGAUUGGAAACUUUUCCUGAUAUGGGGCAGAACUGCUUGGUUGUCUUUUCCAUGUAACUUAAGCAUAGUAAUAUAAAUAAAGUAAUAGUUGGA
Messenger RNA from Dama dama (fallow deer), 1252 nucleotides. It is a transcript of the gene YPEL5, whose product is annotated as yippee like 5. Bases 177 to 542 code for a protein of 121 amino acids. The record is from RefSeq and is a predicted model, not a curated record. The transcript has 3 exons. NCBI's taxonomy places the organism in Eukaryota, Metazoa, Chordata, Mammalia, Artiodactyla, Cervidae.